AUGAGUCAUCCAUUGGAAAAUUCUUGGACUUUUUAUUACUAUAGCACAAGUAAAACUCAAAGAAGGUCUGAAGAUUAUUUGCAAUGCAUUCAAAAAAUCUCAACUGUUACAACAAUAGAAGAUUUUUGGGCUGUUUAUUCCCAUACAAUUCCUCCUUCAAAACUGAAGCCGAAUACAGCACUCCACUUCUUCCGUGGUAACUAUAGAGCAGUUCGCGAAGAUAAAGAAAAUCAAAAUGGAGGAACUUUCUUCAUUAAAUUACUCAAAAACCAUGCUUCUCAAGAAUGGGAAAAACUCCUUCUUGAUUUUAUUUCAGACAACGUUAGUGAUGAUGUUACAGGUGCUGUUGUAUCAGUAAAGUUAGAUGCUGAAAGAAUUUUAGUCUGGAAUAAGACUUCUGAUGAUCCAAAUCUACGUUUAACAAUUGCAAAUCAACUUGCUCAAUGUCUCAACCUCCCAUUCAAGAGCAAAAUCGAAUAUCUUGCUCAUCAGAGAAUUGGAAAUUCGAAAUCAAUUAUUUACAUCAUUGAAUCUGAAGGAGCUGUAGAACAACGUAAUAACAGCAGGUAG
Molecule: messenger RNA, 570 nt
Organism: Trichomonas vaginalis G3
Lineage: Eukaryota; Parabasalia; Trichomonadida; Trichomonadidae
Product: translation initiation factor protein
Exons: 1
Coding region: 1-570 (189 amino acids)
Biological process (GO): translational initiation
Cellular component (GO): eukaryotic translation initiation factor 4F complex
Molecular function (GO): RNA 7-methylguanosine cap binding; translation initiation factor activity
Source: RefSeq, a predicted model, not a curated record